Molecule: messenger RNA, 1159 nt
Organism: Argiope bruennichi
Lineage: Eukaryota; Metazoa; Arthropoda; Arachnida; Araneae; Araneidae
Exons: 5
Coding region: 81-875 (264 amino acids)
Source: RefSeq, a predicted model, not a curated record
GACACCCCUUUCUCUUUGAAGGUACUAUCAAUACUUCUGGGACGAGGAAUUCCAUAUGUGGCCUUUCAUUGUAGUCGCUAAUGAGCAGAUGUGAGACCACUCAGGUGAAAAGAUCCACCAUCUGGCUAUCUCGAGGAGCGAGGACAUCCGGGGAGGAAUGCACUUUGCAUCAUCUCCAGAGCUGCCUCGAGUCCCUGCAAUCUGUGACAAAGGGGAAGGACCUGGCACUCGUCACCACUCGCCAGGAGCUGCUGCACGUUUGCAAAACCUUGAAAGAGAGCGUCGUUUGUGUGGAUGAACAUAUGAGAAACUGCUUCACUUCAACUCAGAGACAAGUAUUCAAUCAGGUGGUGGCAGGCGCCAGGCAGUUUCUACUAGAGCUGUGUGUACCAGGAUCUAUACAAGAAGCAUACCUGGAGCACUCCCCUUGCUACCGGAACGUUUCGUUGUCGGAAGAUAGAUGCGCCCCGUUCUACAGACAUCUCGUCAAAGUGUCGCAGAAAGUGGACGAAAAGAGGGACGUAGAUCAUCGACUCAGGGAAUCUUGCUGCGCUUUCAAUGAAUUCGUUCUUUGCAAAUAUAUUCAUGUAAACCAGGACUGCGGACAAGAGGCUGCCAUUUUCUUACAGCGACAUUUGGAUCGAAUCUCCAGUCCUCUUCUUCAAGAACAUUGCGCUCACUAUACAUAUACAGCUGGUUCAUGCUCUUCUUCCGGAUCCCCAACAUGCUCACCAUCGUUCCAUUUCCUGCUCAAAAAUGCAAUCGUUCCUAUGGUCACUCCAUGGAUUACAAUGAUAAAGGUUCUUCAGCAGUUUGCAAGAGAUUUGGUUUCAGAAACUAUUAGAGAGAAAACAUUUCUCUAUUUUUUCCUAUGAACAAACUCUCACUCAAUGAAACAGUGCAGUCUAAUGCAUUUUAUUUCACCUUGAUCUAUGAUUCUUCCAAAUGCAAAAAGAAGCAUUUUUAAAAGUAUUCCGCUAUAUUAUAAACCAAAGAACCUCUUCAAAAUUUCAUUUUUUAAUGCUCUGUUUAAAGUUAAAGCUUUUCCUAAUAAUGUACAACUUAAAUUUACUUUGAUCAAUACUGCAUGAGGCAAGUAUCGAUAUUUGUUAAAAUUUAUGCAUUUAACUUUGAUAAUAAUUAAUUACCCCUUUUUGAA